AUGGAUUGGCCCCUGCUCCACGAUCUGAUACUUUACGCUCAACCUUUGACGAACUCAAACCUUUCCAUCAAAAUGCGAUUCUCCGUUCUCGUCCUUGGCCUACUCGCUAGUGGCACAUACGCCUUCCCUCGAGUCCUCGAAGUGUGCCGUGGGGGGAAUUCCACAUGCGAUGCCUCCGCUCCUCUUGGAGAUCCCACAGCUUGCUGCAUUGGUCUGUCGUGUGAUAGCGGAGUUUGCGUGCGAUAA
This is a messenger RNA of Penicillium brasilianum, 246 nucleotides long. NCBI's taxonomy places the organism in Eukaryota, Fungi, Ascomycota, Eurotiomycetes, Eurotiales, Aspergillaceae. The record is from the annotation of a GenBank genome assembly.